Molecule: messenger RNA, 588 nt
Organism: Bubalus bubalis (water buffalo)
Lineage: Eukaryota; Metazoa; Chordata; Mammalia; Artiodactyla; Bovidae
Product: histone H2B-like
Exons: 1
Coding region: 1-588 (195 amino acids)
Biological process (GO): nucleosome assembly
Cellular component (GO): nucleosome
Molecular function (GO): DNA binding; protein heterodimerization activity; structural constituent of chromatin
Source: RefSeq, a predicted model, not a curated record
AUGGACAGUGUCUGUGACGUCAGGGAAAGCAGGGCCUAUAAAUUCGGCCAACUGCCUUCAACGCCCUCACUGUUCUUCUGGGCUGAGCUAUGGGGAAUGGUGGCUCUACCGUGUCCAAACCAUCCUCUGACAGCUAUUGAAGAAGACGUGAUCACCAAAGAAAAUGGCACCUCCGAAAUUGAGCCCUCUGAAACAGAGAUGGCGAAAGCGGAGACCUCCAAACCAGAGCCAUAUGAUGCAGAACCAAAAAAGGCAAAGCAGAAGACAGCUAAGGGCCGCUGUCGCCGUCGCAGGCUCUGCCAUCAUGACAAUUUCUCAAGUUUUGCUACCUAUUUCCCUAGGGUGCUGAGGCAAGUACAUACAGGCCUGAGUCUUUCCCACGACUCCGCAAACCUCCUGGAUUCAUUUGUGAAAGAUAUGUUUGAGCCGAUUGCCGAAGAGGCCAGGCGCCCGGCCCACUACAACAAGCGCCACACCAUCACGCGCAAAGACAUCGAGACAGCUGUGCGUCUUCUGUUGCCUGGGGAGCUCCGCAAGUAUGUAACCGAGGCCACCAAGUCGCUCAUCAGAUACCACACCUGCAGAUGA